Saprolegnia diclina VS20 is the source of this 534-nucleotide messenger RNA. Its product is annotated as histone H3. The coding region runs from base 39 to 449 and encodes 136 amino acids. Gene Ontology annotation, cellular component: nucleosome. Lineage: Eukaryota; Oomycota; Saprolegniomycetes; Saprolegniales; Saprolegniaceae. The record is from RefSeq and is a predicted model, not a curated record. Gene Ontology annotation, molecular function: DNA binding; structural constituent of chromatin; protein heterodimerization activity. The transcript has a single exon.
CGGGAUUGGCAUUUCCGAAAACUCGUUCUCUCAACAACAUGGCUCGUACCAAGCAAACCGCCCGCAAGUCCACCGGUGGCAAGGCCCCGCGCAAGCAGCUCGCCACGAAGGCUGCCCGCAAGAGCGCCCCUGCCACGGGCGGCGUCAAGAAGCCCCACCGCUACCGCCCGGGUACGGUCGCCCUCCGUGAGAUCCGUCGCUACCAGAAGUCGACCGAGCUCCUCAUCCGCAAGCUCCCGUUCCAGCGCCUCGUCCGCGAGAUCGCCCAGGAUUUCAAGACGGACUUGCGCUUCCAAGGCUCGGCCGUCCUUGCCCUCCAGGAAGCCGCUGAGGCGUACCUUGUCGGCCUCUUCGAAGACACCAACUUGUGCGCCAUCCACGCCAAGCGUGUCACGAUCAUGCCCAAGGACAUCCAGCUCGCUCGCCGCAUCCGUGGCGAACGCUCGUAAGUCCUCGGUCGCUAUGUAACAUAGUACCUCACAACACUGGUGUUUUUCAACACCACCCAUUGAACCAAAGAAAUCUCGACACAAG